AUUACAAGGCGAGGAUACGAGAACGGAUGAUUGCAAUCAAUGUGUACGCGGAUUAUAGUGUGAGACACGGAUCUUUUUGAUUGUGUUUGAUUUUUCGAGGAUCUUUAAAGAAUCAGCACAUUUGACGAAAAUGAUUUUACGCUAUGUCAUAUUGAUGGUUUUUAGCUGGCCGCAAAUAAGAUGGACAGAAGGCGUCAACUUAAAAAGUGAGGAGAUUUUCGAUCAACUCGCAACUGCGUCAGAGAAUAUAGUAGAGGCUGCAAAACAUUCAAACUCGGAUUCAAAAAAUUCUCAAGAGCAGAUCUCGCGCAUAUACUCAUCAGAAAGCGCAACGGUACACUAUGAAAAUUCCAACGGCUUUGUACCUAUGGUAUCGUCUCCGUCGUACAACGAUCCUGAUUCGUACGACUCAUCGUUAGAGACCAAUGAGUCAGAGCAAGAGAAUCAGUCUGAAGAGAGAGGAGAUGCCAGGAAUGCUGUAAGUGCUCAAGACAGUUUGGACGUGAGGGAGAAAAAAUUUGAGGAAGAUUUAGCGUAUUCCUCGGAAGCGAGGAUCUUCUUGAAUUAUCCUGGAUCAUUGACGAAUCGUAGGUCUUUCGGUUUCCAGGAAGGGCGGUCAAAUGAAUUCGAGUUGCUGAAGGUCAACAACGACACUCCCGCGGUGGCUAAUUACCAGGAAUUUUACAAGAACGUACACAGCACGGUGAAUACCGAGACUGAUAGCGAACCUGACGCGUCUUUUUCAGAACAUUCAAAUGAAGGAAAAGAAAAAAAAAGAAAAAAUUAUGCGCACAAUUAUGGUCAGCAGUCGCAGCAAACUAAUGACAAAGAUCCCUAUGCACAAUACUCGUACAACGAUGCGCAAGAUAUGAAAAAAAUUACUUAUGAACAAGAGAAAGUUGCUGAUAAUCAUCAAAAUACCGCGAACUACGACAAUCACAGACAGAAUGCAGCGACAGUCUCGUCAUCAAGGACAAAUUAUCAGGUCAAUGAACUAACGCAUAGCGGAACUUACGACAAUAUAGCGGAAUCGUCGAGAACACAUUAUCAAUUCAAGCCGGUCGUGGUCGCUGAGUCGAGCAAUUAUAAGACGGACAUGAACAGCGGCUCGGAUACAGCCUUGGAGAACUUGAAAUCUUCCAAUUCGGAGACAUUAAAUCACUAUCAAGUUUAUAACGACAAUAAUAGGCAGCGCAGUUAUCAUCGCACGGAGGAUUCCAAAAAUCUCUCGGACGAGAGUACAGAUUCCGAGUACAUCGAGCAACCAAGAGUGAGGGUGCAAAAGACUCGAAGACGUCCAUCUGAUUCUUCUAGGAAACUUCCGAAAGAACAUCGCGGCACAAUAAAUGACAGUACAGAAGAAAAUAAGCACAGCUCUUCUAAAGGAAGAUCACAGCAGUACAAGAUGAAGGCAAAUCCAUGGCUCAACGAUCCUAGUGCGAAUCAUGACGAGAGUGUCGAAGACGAUAGAUACGGUUUCAAAGGCGGUAAUGCAGAAACAAAAGGCUCCAAAGUACACAAUGGAUCCAGACAAAAAAUUGUCAAUUCAUGGAAUCAGAUUUCUCCAAGUUUCGAGAUCUCUCAAUCUAACAGAGCUGAAUUGAAUCAGAUGGAGAAGCCAAAGUUCUUGGUUAAUUUUGUACCCGUGGCAAACUUCGAUCAUGCGACCGCGUUAGGCAGUAGUCAAGGUUUUGACAUGUCUAACGCAGUUCUGCAAAAUGUUGCCACCGUCGCGCCAAUUGGAGCGUUUGGCACGACUGCUCCUCUCCUGAGCACUCCUCAACCUGACCUAGCACAGAAUUUGGCACAACUAUCGAAGAACUUCGUGAACUUGCAGAAUCUGGCGGUCUCCACGCCGCUGCCUGACAUUAUCGUCGGUCAAAAUACUUAUCAAAAUCCCGUACACACGGUACUGCUUUCUCAUUCAAACGAACAGAACAAGAAUACUCUAAAGACUUAUUUGCCAAGUACUAUGACACCGGUAUUUGCCUUAACGUCCAGUCUGAGCCCAGCAUUACAGAGAGUUCAAAACGUGCAGAGUAACAAUGUAACUCCGCGAACGACUUCUACUGUUAUUCAUCAGAUACCGAUUAAUCAAAUUCAUUCCGGUAUACAACAACUGUUAAUACCGCAACCGACUCUUCAAACAUAUCCGAGCUUUAUGCAAACGCCGCUUCAAGCAACUCAGAUCCAUGUAAAUCCUCACGGAAUGCAGGGUCAAAAUUUAAUACAUCACGGUAAUUUACAGAUACAAAGUUCGUCGACGGCGCCUACGCUAUUAUCUGGUCUCGGUCAAAUGUCGGAAAGCAGAAUCAACAUGGAGUCGCAGAAUAAAAAGAACACGUACUCACCUUCCGGUACAAACUUUCUGACCUCCGCAAGUUUAGGCGUUGGUCAGAAUGAACAGAAGCAACCGACUAACGUCAAUUCAUAUUAUCUAAAUCAGAAUACACAGCAGGUGCAACAUCAAGAAAUAAUGCCGACUAUACUGCAACCCAGUGCGACAUUAAACGGUAUAACUGUGAAUACUCAACAACUGAUUCCUCAACAAAACUUGCAAAAUGGCAAUCUGAUGCAACAUCCGCGCGAUCAGACGCAGCAGUAUGUCAAGCUACAAAGUAAUGGUGCGCAUGCUAUGCAGCAGUUGAAUAAACAGUUGAUAAAAAAUCAUAGAUUAGGCGCUAUCACGCUGCAAGCUGCUGACAACACGGUUAGUCAUUCGAACAACGUUGUGAAUGCGUUUGAUACAUCGUCAGGCAGCGCACAUCUUCCAAAUGUGGGCACUAGAAACGUCGAAAUCGUGAAUCCCAAUAUUAAGUCAAGUCCAAUUGAUACGACAUAUCAGACGAUGCACUAUCCGGCUGCUGUUCUGACAACGCCUAUUCCAAUUUUCAGUACGGUCACUCCAGUUAAUCCGCAGACCGUUGAUCUUCAGAAUUACGUGAAUUCUUUGACAGAAAACGGUAAUAAACUUAAGCAACUAAGCUCGGUGGAUAUCAAAACGUUGCAAAAUCAAGAACGACCGAUGUUCAAUCCCAUUAAUUUUGUCCCGAAUGUUGACAUCAUUAAAGAUCAAAAUGCUCUCAACAAUAAGUUGCCGGCCCAAGAACCUAUUCAACAAGGUUUGAACUUGGUACCUGUCAUGCCUGGAGGAAAUUUCUUUAAACCGUCAUACGCGGCGCAAAGUGAAUUGAUUGUAAAACCGAAGCUGGCCUCGGAUUUGCAGAAUUACGCCGAGGAGAUGUUUAAAGAGUCUCUGAAGACGAUGUAUAACUCACAGAAGUGGAAUAAUGACAGAAAGCCCCAGGAGAACGGUCAGAACAGUCAGAAUGAUCUCGAAGCGAACGACUUGGCAAAGCUAAGACUUGAAAUGCAGAAACUGAGAGCUUCUUUGACGGAAUCCAAGAAUAAAGACAUUCUCGAGGCGCAUCAAAGUAUGCAAAACGUGUACGCAACUGAUGCGCCAAAAUCUUCAAGCGGUAAAAAGAAACCAGAUCCGCUACUAGCAACCUUGGAACAUUUGCUGAAAACUCGACCCCGUGGACCGAUACAUAUUUAUCAUGGCCCUGUUAAACCAGAUCAUAAACGUAAACCGGAAGAUUUGAGCUUCAAUUUCGACGAGUUCAAAGAUGGUAGCCGUAUAAGAGAAUUUCUCACACCACCAAAGUCGAAGCCUUUACAUUCGAAAAAUCCUUUUGACGACAAGCCGAAGAAACGACCAGGAUCCUUGAGGUUCAAAAAUAAUCCGAGAAAACCGGCAAGACCGAGCAAUUCGCCGCUUAAAUCCGGUAAACUAGAAACGUCUUCUAGUGAUAUACAUUUAUAUAUGGAUCCGGAUAACUUUGGCUAUGAUUCUAGGCAUCAGCCGUCCUUUGAUAGAUAUUCAGCAUUCACUACGGCAAAACCAAAUAUUGGUAAAAUUUUGAGAGAGAUCAAGUCCUUGAAAAAUAAUAACUAUGAUAUUAAUCAUCCCAGAAUGCAUAAUCUUCUUGGUUUGUUGAUGAAGAAUAAACAAUUACCAACCAGAAACACACAAAAUUAUUUUAACGAUAAGGAUCAGGUAAAAGAAUAUUUCGAAACCGAGAAGCAUCGACUAGAGCAGCAAUUUUAUAACAACGUCCUAAGGGAUUAUAUGAACAGGUCUGAUGUUGCGUCGCAAUCGGAUUCGGGUAUCAAUAAAAAAGUCUAUUCGGGGAACGGCAACGCGUAAAAUCUAUAAUCAAAAGUACAAGCGAGAUAUUUGAUCACGAAAUGCGUUUGUUGUAUCUGCACGUGAUUCAUAGAUUCGUUUGCAAAAUGACUAGAAUUAAGUAAUAAGUUUGUUUAUCUUAUUCGAUAAAAAAAGAAAAAUUUUUUCUUAUUUGCAUCGAUAAAAACUGUAUAAUAUCAGCAUUAAUUGAGCUAUGAAGAUUUAAUUAUAUAUAUAAGAAAUAAUAUUUUAUACGAAAGUUGAAAAAUUAAUCGUUAAUAUCGAAUGUUAGCACACACAAAACAUUCGGGUCGAGGGAAAAGGAAAAGCAUCGCUCAUGUGUAAGAUGCUCUAGAAAAUAUUAUAUGUACAUAUUAACUUAAAAGAAAAAUAUAUAUACAUCUUGUAA
Messenger RNA from Cataglyphis hispanica, 4598 nucleotides. RefSeq lists its product as uncharacterized. The record is from RefSeq and is a predicted model, not a curated record. Bases 131 to 4210 code for a protein of 1359 amino acids. NCBI's taxonomy places the organism in Eukaryota, Metazoa, Arthropoda, Insecta, Hymenoptera, Formicidae. The transcript is spliced from 2 exons.